AUGACUGAGUUUGAGCACAGAGACAAGGUAGUGGCAGCGAGGAGUGCAAGAACUGGUAGAAGGAUGGGAUAUAGACAGAUGCGAGAAGAAUUAGAAAACGAAAAGAGAAUGCAGGAGACGGCAAGGGAAGAGGAGAGUGUGGCACGGAGUGCAAGAACUGGUAGAAGGAUGGGAUAUAGACAGAUGCGAAAAGAAUUAGAAAAAGAAAAGAGAAUGCAGGAGACGGUAAGGGAAGAGGAGAGUGUGGCACAUGAUCACACAGAGACCGCCAGAGCAGAUCAUAUAGAUUAUGCAAAUUAUGUGAAUUAUAUUGAAAGAGGUUUACCAGACGCUGAAUCAGGCGAGACACGAAGGCGUUUAAGGUCGUCUAGGAUUCGUAAUGACGGGGAAUUUUCACCCUUACAGUCUGCAUCUCUCCGCCGCUACACCCUCAACACCUUAAUGAGCGUUCUUUCACUAAGCACCUAUCGCAACGAAAAGGGAUCAUUACGUAUUCCGAGUACACCAGCAUCUUUAGGAGGUGACAGUCUUGGCUUGAGGGCGGGAGCAGGGCGGGAGCGGCAGGGGCAGGAGCAGGGGCGGGAGCGGGCAGGGGCGGAGCAGGGGCGGGAGCGGGCAGGGGCGGGAGCAGGGGCGGGAGCAGGGUGGGAGCGGGCAGGGGCGGGAGCAGGGGCGGGAGCAGGGGCGGGAGCGGGCAGGUGGCGGGAGCAGGGGCGGGAGCGGGCAGGGAUGGGAGCAGGGGCGGGAGCAGGGGAGCAGGGGCGGGAGCAGGGGUGGGAGCAGGGGGCGGGAGGCAGGGGCGGGAGCGGGGCAGGGGCGAGAGCAGGGGCGAGAGCAGGGGCGGGAGCAGGGGCUGGAGCAGGGGCUGGAGCAGGGGCUAGAGCAGGGGCGGAGCAGGGGCGGGAGCAGGGGCGGGAGCAGGGGCGGGAGCAGGGACUGGAGCAGGGGCGGGAGCGGGCAGAAGAUGCACAGGCAACAGCAGGUUCUGGUACAAUGCAAGUUGGUCCCGAAGGAUGA
Messenger RNA from Penaeus indicus, 1017 nucleotides. Its product is annotated as fibroin heavy chain-like. Bases 1 to 1017 code for a protein of 338 amino acids. The transcript has 7 exons. NCBI's taxonomy places the organism in Eukaryota, Metazoa, Arthropoda, Malacostraca, Decapoda, Penaeidae. The record is from RefSeq and is a predicted model, not a curated record.